Messenger RNA from Amoebophrya sp. A25, 976 nucleotides. The record is from the annotation of a GenBank genome assembly. NCBI's taxonomy places the organism in Eukaryota, Dinophyceae, Syndiniales, Amoebophryaceae.
GCUCAGGGCGUUUGCGAGUGCACGACUCUAGCGGCACCUUUUCGCUGCUGUGAAUGCAGAUCUGCAUAGAGACGGACCGUAGAUAGGCGAAGACGAAGUUAGUGGGUCCGUGAGCGACUGAGUAUGAAUUCGCAUCCAUUGAGGACUGAGGAGGGAGCACUUGGCAAAACAAAGGACGUGGAAUUAGCUUUCUCGAAAAAUUGCAACAAAUCGCAGUAUAGACUGAUUAGCAGUAGCAGGUAGAUCAACGGAGACAACUCAACGACAGACCUCCACACGAAAAUGAUGAGAUUUGUCUUUCUCCAAGUCCUUGCUCUGCAGCAAGUGUACGGAAUGACCUUUCAUCGCCAGGACCCCGCUGCAGUCACGAACGUCGUCUCAAACGCGGGAUCUCUGCCCACACCGCCAACCUCGCUUCCUCUUGCGUCUGGUUCGUUCUCGGCUCCGGAACCGUCAGCUCGUGAGGUCAUGGAGGCCUCUCAGAACGCAAGGGUACAAGCGGAGCGAGCGGAAGCGGCUGCUGUGUCGGCUGGGAAGAUUAAGGGAGGAUCACACUCAUCAGAUAGUGGUUGCUACAGCUUUUGUGUUGACUCCUUUUCCAAUAGGCCCUCAAUAUAAAGUGAGUAAUUAGGUUCGCUGGUAGGUUUCCUCGCGCCGUCUUUUCUAACAACAAAGUCGAUUCUCUGCAAGCAGCAUUGAAAAACGCAGCUGUGGCGCAUGCGGAAGAGUUGAGGCGUCUGCAGAUUCCACCGCCUGAUGUGUAAACGCAAGACUUAGUACUCUCCCCUUUUUAUAACCUGUUUCUUCCACCACGGUUGGCCAAGAUGAUCUGCCACUGUUGAUAAAAAUCUCUGUUACAUGUAUAGUCUAGCCCAGUCCUGUCGGCAAAGGCGUGCACAGUGAUAAAGAAAUACACCGCCCUAGAGGGAAACGUCACAAACUCAAACUCUUCAAAGCUUCCUCUUUGUGAGUGACG